Messenger RNA from Solanum stenotomum, 492 nucleotides. RefSeq lists its product as uncharacterized. The record is from RefSeq and is a predicted model, not a curated record. Lineage: Eukaryota; Viridiplantae; Streptophyta; Magnoliopsida; Solanales; Solanaceae. Gene Ontology annotation, molecular function: zinc ion binding. Bases 1 to 492 code for a protein of 163 amino acids. The transcript has a single exon.
AUGAAGUGGGAAAAGAACUAUGAAAGUUCAAAAAGACAUUUUGUUUAUGAUUGGAAUAUAUCCACAGGGGUAUAUGAGGUUAGAUCUAUACAGAUUGAUGGUACUGGUGGUAAUUCUCACUGUGUUUCACUAAGUGAAAAAAAAUGUGAUUGUGAAAAAUGGGCUAAUUUGCACUUCCCGUGUUCACAUGUCAUGAAGGUUACUGAAAGAAUGGGAGCGCUAGCUAGAAAUUUUGUCAACGAACAUUUCACAACAGAGAAUUAUGUUGCAACAUAUUCUGGGUCAUUCUUACCGAUUGGACACGAGGCAUAUUUGCCAUCGCCAAGUUUUAUAAUGAGAAGUAAUGAAUUCUAUCGGCGUCUCAAUCGAUCAAGGACCACUAGAAUUCCUAAUGAGAUGGAUUGUGAUCCUGCAACAUAUGGGCGGGCUUGUGGAUUGUGUAGACAAACCGGGCAUGACAGGCGUCGAUGUCCAACUCGAAAUCAAACUUAA